CCAUUCGUAGAUAGACGAACAACAGAACGUUGGAUUAGGGAAACUUCUGAGGUGCAGUAAAAAUAUAAGUAAAAUGAAAAUUUGUGUCCUGGUUUCAUCCUACGAGGGGACGGGGGAAGAGUUUCGUGAAGUUCCGCCCGAUUAUCAGGACCCCUCGAUCUGGGCGUCUAAUCAUGACUUCGUCUUGAAACACGUCACGAAGGAAGACGCCAUCGAGAAGAUUUCCGAAGCCCUCGGGGAGGGGUACGAUUUCAUUUGGAAUUUCAUGUGGGGCCUGGAAUCCUAUUCUGUCGCAGGGGUGGAGGCUACUCGAUAUUUGGAAUCUGCGGGGCAUCCUACGCUGGGAACUUCGUCCAAAUAUUUGAGCUUAACUAAGCUGGAUUGUAAGCUCGCGGCUGGUCAACUCGGAAUCCCCACUCCGAAAUGGACCGCGGCCUCAAAUUUUGACCUGACCGGGAUGACCUAUCCCGUCAUCGUGAAGCCAAGCGAUGGUUACUGCAGCCUUCACCUGAGCAAGGAUUCCAUUUGCAAGAAUGAAGAACAAGUUCUGGAACAAAUCGAGUAUUUGAAGGGACAAAAGCAUAAUCCCGUUGGAGACGUUUUGAUCGAGGAAUUUAUUCCGGGGGAUGAUGUGUUCUGCAUGGUUCUGGAAACUAGGAGGGGGGUUGUCGCACUUUCCCCCAUUGUUUACGAGUACUCCGAAGAGAGAGGGGGGGAGUUUGAAAAUUCUUUUCUGGAUUGGAGUUCCAAAUGUGGACCGCUUUUGGGGUUGGAGGAAGAAGGGGGCAUAGUGAAAUAUAGGAUUAUGGAGGAGGGGAAAGAUGAAAUGAUAGACAAGAUUCGGGACGCCAGUGUGAAUGCGUUCGUAUCGUUGGGUGUGGCAGGAAGUGGGUAUGCCAGGGUGGAUCUGAGGGUGCAUGGGGAUCAAGUAUUUGUGUUGGAGGUAAACCACACCCCCGCCUUUUUCUGCUUUAAGGGAAACUUAUACGGGGAUGACUCCGUGAUUGAAAAGACCUUCCCAGGCGGUCACAACGGCCUCGUGGAUGCCAUAAUCUCCGCAAAAAAAGUGAUCCAAGUAAGAAAUGUGAUGAAGUUUGAACGGGUAUCAUGCACAGGUUUAUAA
Molecule: messenger RNA, 1123 nt
Organism: Folsomia candida
Lineage: Eukaryota; Metazoa; Arthropoda; Collembola; Entomobryomorpha; Isotomidae
Product: D-alanine--D-alanine ligase
Exons: 4
Coding region: 74-1123 (349 amino acids)
Biological process (GO): peptidoglycan biosynthetic process
Molecular function (GO): metal ion binding; ATP binding; D-alanine-D-alanine ligase activity
Source: RefSeq, a predicted model, not a curated record